AUGCCAAUCCAGUGGUCGCCUGCACGCAACGCAGACGGGAGUCUUCAGAUUCUGCAGGGAGAAAGGGGCGACGAAGAGGUGAUCGCGUACCGGGAAGAUGACGUCACCCUCCUUCUGAAGAACGAUUCCUUUGGCGCGGGCACGCUGUACGUGACCUCGAAGCGCGUCGCGUGGCUGGCGGAGCCUGGAGCAGCCAGCGGCGCUUCCGCGGAGGCGAAGGACAUCUCCAUCGACUAUCCCUCCAUCGUGCUUCACGCUCUCUCUCGAGACCCAAACAGCGGCCAUCCGCCAUGCAUCUACUGUCAACUCAAGAGCGACGCGGAGGAGGAGGAUGAGGACUACGUCAUCCCAGAAAUGCGUCUCGUCUCUGCGUCUCCCGAGAAGCUGGACACGAUCUUUAAGGUCAUGUCGGAGAUGGCGGCGCUGAACCCCGAUCCCGACGCGGACGAUGGAGAAGACGACGACGACGACGAUUUCAUCAUCGACGCCGACGGACUCCGCGGCGGCGUGCCGCCAGGUUGGGAGUUCGUUGAGGAGGCGCAAGACGGCGCCCCGGGCGAUGACGGCGAGAACGGCGAUACAAAAGAUGCGACGAUGACGCACUAG
Molecule: messenger RNA, 606 nt
Organism: Besnoitia besnoiti
Lineage: Eukaryota; Apicomplexa; Conoidasida; Eucoccidiorida; Sarcocystidae
Product: Nucleotide-sensitive chloride conductance regulator (ICln) protein
Exons: 5
Coding region: 1-606 (201 amino acids)
Biological process (GO): mRNA cis splicing, via spliceosome
Cellular component (GO): spliceosomal complex; cytosol
Source: RefSeq, a predicted model, not a curated record